AUGAUUGUUCGUUCGGCCGAUAGUGAGUUGGAGCCGCUCAUUUCUCCAGGGUCUCCAUUGAGUAAUUACAGAUCGAUAACAGAGUCUGACAGCAGUAUCACAGUGUGGAGAAAGGCUGUCAAGUAUUCGAUCUUGAUUGCUGUGUUAAUUGCCAUUUUAUUCUUAUUUAUGAUAUACGAAGCUCGAUUUUGUGUUGGCAAGUAUUCAGAAGCUGUAAUAUUUGCCGUGGAUUCUGCCAGUUUUGGUAUCAGAGAUGAUGAUCUUAGCAUGAACUUGAGUGCACAAUUUGUCUUCAAAUAUAGUCGAUUGGAUAAUUGGUUGGUAAGAUACAACUUGGAAACUAUUGGCUGGAUCCUUGGUACCGCCAGUUUUGGUGUUGCCAACGUUAUAAAGGUGGGGGUCGCCGAUGAUAAGGUGAUGAAUGUACUGAUAUCGAAUGAGCAGGCUCAAUUCGAUGUUGAUUUGAGAGAUAACCAGACUAACUACAUUUCUUUGAAUAAUGUAAGCAUCCAACUAGAUUCUGAUGGCUUUUCACACCUUAUAAAUGGUGUUUUCGAAGAAAGAAGACUUCCUGAAAAUUUGAAAGUGACUUGCCAGACGGAAGUUUCCAUUUUACGAGUUCUUCCGUGGAUUAAUGUGAGCCUGGAGUACUUGGUUAGUGGUAUCAAUAUGACAGAGAUUCUUGAUAACUUCGAAAGAGAAGUAAGGGUAAAGAAUUUCAGUAUACAUGGUCAAGAUGAUGAUACUGAGUUCAAUGGUAUUGCUACUGUUGAAGUUCCCGGUAUCAAGGAGCUUUCAUUUGCCAAGUUUUGCAAUAUCAAGUCGAUGAAUUGGGAUGUUUACUUGAGUGGUUGUAAUGGGAAACUUGUGAAAGCAUUGACUGUUGCUAAUGAAGAGUACAAAAAAGUAAGUAUAGGGCAGAAGCACGAUUAUAGACUGUUUUACACUAUUCCUCGACUAUCCCAAGAACUUUUAUCGAUAUGCAAUGAUAGUCAAUUAUCUCCUGCAAACGGCAUUCUUUCUCACUACUUGAACGGCACAUAUGUACCCAUAUUUAUUUCUGGAUCUGUUCCUCAGAACGUGGGAGUUCCAGACUGGCUAGCUAAGUUAUCCAGCGAUAUAGGGGUGAAACUUUAUGUCAGUUCUAAGCAAAUUCCAAUUAAUGAGAUGAAGAAUAAUCCAGUGGAUAGUAUCGGCUUCUCCGACUUGACUCUCAACAUCGAUAGUAGGGGGAAUCUAGUUAUUGGUUCGGAAUUGCAGGUGGGCCUUGAUAUUGGCUUGGAAACGAAGCUAACUGAUAUAGAUAUACCUAGAGUACGAGGUGGCUUGGAUAUUUGCAGUGUGGUCGAUGGUGGAUUGAUUACCAGGUUUAUCAUAGAAGAGUGGUGUGAGAGUUUUUUUAAUGAUACGGACUCAACGUUUUACAUGGAUUUGAAGCAUGGAGUCUUGGAUAUAAGAGAUGCCAAGGAUUUGGGAAAGAAGGUUAACAACGCUUUGAAUGGACAUGGAACGAAUUUCAGUAUUGGCACUGAUUUGGAUUUGGAUAUAGAUUCAGAUUUUGUCAAAAGUGUAUUCAAGGAUAUCAGGAUGGAAUUUAAUUCCGAGUAUGACGGCAUGCGAUGGAACAGAACGUUUGAUGGCGAUUUAACAUUGUACAAAAUAAGCUUUCUUAUGUCUGAUCCUAAGAGAUUGGCUCUGAAAGUUGAUUUUGGGGUUGACAGUCCUAUUAGUAUGAGUUUGAAUAAUAACAUUGAGUUGAUGAUGUUCGGAGUGAAAUACAUGGAUACGAUUAUUGGUCAGGUUGGACUGGAGCAGUUCUCGCUAGCUGCUUUUCCAGUAGUUUCAAAUGUCUCUAUGACACUUGUUCUCCAGAGUGACGAGAAGCAUGGUAAGAGUGGUCUUGAAGAGAUGCUUGGAAAAUAUUUGUCUGGUAUUUCACCGCUAGUGAAUGUUGGAGGAGGGCCUGGCAGAUGCGUACCACAAUCGGCCCUGAUAUCCGAACUUUUCAAGGAAAUUGGUAUACCUAUGCGAAUCCCUCAGCUUAGACAUGUCGGGGCGGUCGAUGGGUUGGAUUCGCACACUCGGGAUUCCCUUUUCGUAUUGGACUGUACUCUGCACAUCAUGUCCUCGGAGAUUGAGCUUACCGUAUACAAUCCUGUGGAUAACCAUGAGAUAGUGGUAGAUAUCAUUGAAGGUAAGGCUUCGCAUGAUGAUACUGCAUUGGGUUACAUCAGUCAUGAGGAGAAGCUAGUUAUUCCACCUGGAGUAUACAAGACUCCUCGAAUUCCAGUAACGUUUAGUAGGUCUGGAUUAGGAGCAGAUAUAUUACGGAAGGCAUUGAACGGAGAAUUAAGUGUUGAAACGCAGGCAUUACUUCAAAUAACAAUCGGAGAGUUUGAUAUGACCGUAUUAUAUCAUGGAAUGGCUUCCAAGACGAAGAUAAGGUUGUAA
Molecule: messenger RNA, 2451 nt
Organism: Brettanomyces nanus
Lineage: Eukaryota; Fungi; Ascomycota; Pichiomycetes; Pichiales; Pichiaceae
Exons: 2
Coding region: 1-2451 (816 amino acids)
Source: RefSeq, a predicted model, not a curated record